Ilex paraguariensis (yerba mate) is the source of this 657-nucleotide messenger RNA. NCBI's taxonomy places the organism in Eukaryota, Viridiplantae, Streptophyta, Magnoliopsida, Aquifoliales, Aquifoliaceae. The record is from the annotation of a GenBank genome assembly.
AUGGCGGACGAAGUGGCUUUGGAUUUGGAGGAACUUCGCCACCUCCAAAGCAUUGCAAAGAGAUCCAGAAUCAUUUCUUUGAUUUCCUCUGAGAUUCGAAGCUUGGAAAAGCAAGCAAUAGAGGCUGUGCCCUCACUGACCUCACAAACUCCGACACCAAUUUCAACUACUGCCAAGGUGGUCUCUAAUGCAGCAUUGAAUUAUGUAACACUCGGAUCUUUCAGCUGGGAUCAAGACAAUGACAAAGUCAAGAUUUAUGUCUCUUUAGAGGGUGUCAAUCAGGAGAAAAUUGAGGCUGAGUUCAAGCCAAUGUCUUUUGAUGUCAAAUUUCAUGAUAUCCAAGGAAAGAACUAUCGCUGUGCAACACCGAAGCUGAACAAGGAAAUUGUACCUGAGAAAUGUAAGGUGAUAGUUAAGCCUUCAAAGGUCAUCAUCACGUUAUUUAAAGCAUCCAAGGGGAACUGGUUGGAUUUGCACUUUAAAGAGGAUAAGUUGAAGCCAAAUAUGGACAAGGAGCGAGAUCCCAUGGCAGGAAUUAUGGAUUUGAUGAAGAAUAUGUAUGACGAAGGAGAUGAUGAAAUGAAGAAAACAAUCGCCAAAGCAUGGACUGAUGCUCGAUCUGGCAAAGGAGCUGACCCUUUGAAAGGCUAUCGUUGA